UAAUGGGUUGAGAACGACUGGUCUAUAACAUUUUGACUAACAAAGCCUCUCUAAAUCCAGCCACACCCAAAGUGAUUGAGACCUUUAGUGAAGCUCCUCCUACAGCAAUCCACCAAUAAAUGCUGGAGUCAAACACAGAGAGAAAUCACUCCAUACUGAAAGCUUCAUGACUUCUUGUUGGUGUUGAUAGAAGAGCUUGAGAAGAUGAGAGAUUCACAACCAUGCAGAAUAAAGAUUGAAGAUACUGAAGAUCAAAGAGAUUUCAUGAUGGAAAUAAACAAGGACAAUCAUCCUGAACUGAAUAAAGCUGAUGAAACGCAUCAUAAUAUUACAACAAUACAGAAUGUUGCACAGAAAGGAACUCGAAGAACAGGAAACAAAAUGUGUGAAAAGAGUUUGAAAAAAGAUGGACUUCCUACAAAUCGCUCAAGGAUUCACAGUGAGGAGAAGCCCACGUGUCAUCGCUGUAGGAAGAGUUUCAACAGAAAAUCAAACCUCGCAAUGCACAUAAAAAUACACACUGGAGAGAAACCGCUCGCUUGCCAUCAGUGUGAAAAGACUUUCCUAAAUACAAAAGAACUUAAAAUACACAUGAGAACUCACACUGGAGAGAAACCAUACACUUGUCACGAAUGUGGAAAAUGUUUUACCCAAAUAGGACACUUAAAAAGACAUACGAAAAUCCACACUGGAGAGAAACCAUACACUUGUCACGAGUGUGGAAAAUGUUUUACCCAAACAUCACACUUAAAAUAUCAUAUGAAAAUCCACACUGGAGAGAAACCAUACACUUGUCACGAGUGUGGAAAAUGUUUUACCGAAAUAUCACAUUUAAAAACACAUAUGAAAAUCCACACUGGAGAGAAACCAUUCACGUGUGAUCUGUGUGGAAGGAGUUUUUCAUGUCUACGUAACCUUAACAUACACACAUUUAUUCACACCGGAGAGAAACCUUUUACAUGCAGUCAAUGUAAAAAAAGAUUCAGAUGUAAAAGCAACCUUACAGCACACAUGAAAAUUCACAGUGAAGAGAAACCUUUCGCUUGUCUUCAGUGUGAAAAGUGUUUCAGAGACGCAAAUCAACUCAAGACACACAUGACAAUUCACACCGGAGAGAAACCAUUUGCAUGUCAUCUGUGUGAGAAGAGUUUUACAACUAAAGGCAGUCUUAAGACACACAUGAGAAUACACACUGGAGAGAAACCUUUCAUGUGUCAUCUGUGUGGAAAGAGUUUUUCACAACUAACACACCUUAAGAUUCACGCAAGACUUCACACAGAAACUCUUUACAUGCAGUCAGUGUAA
Messenger RNA from Misgurnus anguillicaudatus (oriental weatherfish), 1305 nucleotides. RefSeq lists its product as uncharacterized. The record is from RefSeq and is a predicted model, not a curated record. Gene Ontology annotation, cellular component: PcG protein complex; transcription regulator complex; chromatin. NCBI's taxonomy places the organism in Eukaryota, Metazoa, Chordata, Actinopteri, Cypriniformes, Cobitidae. Gene Ontology annotation, molecular function: DNA-binding transcription factor activity, RNA polymerase II-specific; RNA polymerase II cis-regulatory region sequence-specific DNA binding. Gene Ontology annotation, biological process: regulation of transcription by RNA polymerase II.